Messenger RNA from Exophiala xenobiotica, 2671 nucleotides. RefSeq lists its product as uncharacterized. NCBI's taxonomy places the organism in Eukaryota, Fungi, Ascomycota, Eurotiomycetes, Chaetothyriales, Herpotrichiellaceae. The record is from RefSeq and is a predicted model, not a curated record. Gene Ontology annotation, biological process: glycine biosynthetic process; L-threonine catabolic process. Gene Ontology annotation, molecular function: L-allo-threonine aldolase activity. Gene Ontology annotation, cellular component: cytosol. The transcript has a single exon. Bases 53 to 1315 code for a protein of 420 amino acids.
CUGGACGAAGACUCAUAUCUGGGCGUGUCCUCAUUAGGGCUUUGCCGUGGAAAUGCUCCUACACAGCCAUCGGACAGCGCUGAGAAGGAGUCAGCCAAGAGCAGGCCCCAGAUGUGUAUAUAUAUCUCAAACUUACAAGUACUUCCAGAACCCAUCUAGGACCAGGAUGACUGCCUCCAUCGAGACCUCCAACAGCCAUGCAGCAACACACAAGAGCAUCAACGCCUGGCAACAGCCGGGCCCAGCGUCCUACGAUUUCCGUAGCGACGUAAUGACCACGCCGACCGAAUCUAUGCUGCGCGCCAUCACUAGCACCACGCUGCUAGACGAUGUCUUUCUCGAGGACCCCACGACCAACGACCUUGAGGCACACCUAGCCUCCCUCUCCGGUCACGAGGCUGCGCUGCUCGUCAUGUCCGGCACGAUGGGCAACCAAGUCUCCCUCCGCACGCACCUGACUCAGCCACCACACUCCGUCCUAUGCGACAUCAGGGGCCACAUCGUCAACUACGAAGCUGGCGGCGUCUCAUCGCUGUCCAACGCCAUGCUCAUCCCCAUCAUGCCGGCCAACGGGCACCAUCUGACGCUUGAGGACGUUGAGAGGCAUGCCAUCAUCUCCGACGACGUGCACGCCUGUCCGACGCGGGUCAUCUCCCUCGAGAACACGCUUGAUGGGAUGAUUAUGCCGCUCGACGAAGUUCGCAAGAUCUCGGCUUUUGCCCGCGAGCACGGCAUUAAAAUGCACCUCGACGGGGCGCGCAUCUGGGAAGCUGUGGCUGCGGAUGCGGGUAGCCUACCCGAUUUCACCACCUGCUUUGACAGCGUCAGCUUGUGUUUCUCGAAAGGUCUUGGGGCCCCGAUCGGGAGCAUCAUUGUUGGUUCCAAGUCCUUUAUCGCCCAUGCCAGGCGCAUACGCAAGAUGCUCGGUGGCGGCACGAGGCAGGCAGGCGUGAUAUCUGCGGCAGCACGGGUCGCCGUGGAUGAAACGUUUGGCAAAGGUCCCAGAGGUGAGGGCGGGAAACUGCGCGCCGGCCACGCUCAAGCUCGCAGGAUCGCAGAACUGUGGCAGAGCAAGGGCGGCCAGCUCACAAAACCAGUCGAGACGAACAUGGUCUGGCUGGAUAUCGAGCACGAAGGAUUCACGGCAGACACUUUCGCCGAGCUUGCAGCCACAGAGGGCAUCAAGGCUCGCGGCGGCAGGUUAGUAGUGCACUAUCAGAUUACAGAGGAUGCUGUUCAGCGAUUAGGACGGAUCAUGGACAAGAUGCUCAAGAACGGAGACAGUAGCAAACAGAAUGGACUCAACGGCCAGUAAUUGACCUAUCCUUGAGCUUGAUCAGUUGACCUAGGAAGGUGUUUUCGAAUGUGAAAUGCAGCCUGCAAGGCGCUCAACUCAGCCCGACUCCAGCAUAGAGUAACGACUCCAACAGUAAAAAGUGGUCCCACACCUGUCUCCUUUCGCCCUUGUCUUGUCAUCCACAACUUCUGAAAGAGCAGUACGGGAGUGAGGCCGUUAUGAACAAAAAUUUUCCUCGUUACACGAUCCUCGCCCGACCAUAUUAUCCAACCACACCUGCUCCCAUGUCCAAGAAUGCCUCGUCGCCAAGUGAAGCAGCAUCGAUCUGCUCCAUGUCGAAAGCGGAGCGCCCAACGCUCGAGAUCAGCUUCCAUGAAUUUCUAACAAGAUUUGCGAAUUUUGGUUCCGCCUGCUGUCAACAUGCAACGGCGUCGUGCCUGCAAUGAGAGCAGGCAGCAUAAGGUAGCAAAACAAAAGCACACUGUGCACAACAGAGCCCAGUGUCGUCAGCAAAAAGUGGGAAUAAAGGUUGCAGAAGCUCUGCGAUUGCUGUCUCAUGCAGCGGAAAAUGAACUCCGUGAGCCCUUGGAAAACCCCAUGAACAUAAGAAAGAUUGAGUGUCGUCAAAUUCGUCCAACUGGUGGACCAUUCAAUGGUCACACCUUUUUCUCCGUGGCGACACAAGACACACCGUUUAGGUCGUCUGGGCCAUGCCCCCAUCAUAAACCAACAAGGUGACAAGAACGCCGCAAUAUGCUGAAGACUCUUUCGAUGUUGAGAAAUGGCUUGUCAACCUGCAAUGCCCAUCUGACCUGGCCUAGGCUGGAAGCUGUGCCUACCAGAAGGUGUACCUCCAUGGCUUCCUCCGCUUCCGGAGCUACCAGCUCGGUCUCUGGCGUAAGGGCUAUUGGGAGCGCUAAAGUUGAAGUCGUUUUUGGGGGCGGAUGUGGCUGAAGCGAUAUUUUGUACAGGACGGACGGAACUCUGCUUUUGCCAGGCCGUAGCUUGGUAAGGGUCAACAUCGACACGUGUUGCCACAGGUCCAAUCGAACUUGAAGCUGACGCAGGGCUGCGGAUUGGGGCAUCAGCUGGCUGAACUGUUUGCUUUUGCACCUGACCUCUCGCAAUAUGGCCGUAUCUUGAUAGGAUUUCCUUGGUCGUGAUUUCUGCGGUCCCAGCGUGAAGGCUGCUAUCAGUCAAGAUGGACUGUAAAUCUUCUGGAACCUGUGAAUACAUCUGUUAGCAGGCUAUCCAAGAGAGUCAUAUUAAGAAGGCCCUCGUACCUGACAGCAAUAGUCGUUGUACUCGAUCAAAGUGUUAACGGCUUCUAUGGCGAGGAAACUGUCGUCAACCUGCGGAACUUGUGGCUGUCUG